GCGGUCGCGGAGCAAGAGGAGCAACCACGUUGCAGCAGGUACGAGGGUCGGGAGAGCGAGGAGGGUAGAAUAGAAGAAAACCGAGCACCGAGAUAGGAAAGAAGAGGGUGGAGAUUGAGGCAGAGCGAACAGACGGCAAUCAGAUCAUAGCAGCACGCACGCCAAGCGAUCGCCCGCACGUUCAAGGUCCAGCUAUACUGCCCACACUGGCCACUGGCCACUGAGCGCUGCUGCUCUCGACAGCCUUUCACAACAACCCACACAGUCUCACAGCGCAUCAUGUCUCGUCAUGCCCGCAUUGAAGAAGUGUCCGACAGCGACUCGGAUCCGUCCGAGAUGGAUCCCUCGGACUUCGAUCCUGGUCUCCUGAACACCAUCAUCCAGCCCGCCAACAUCCCCUCCACUGCGCCUCAGCAAUCGUUGCAGCAGCAGCAGCAGCAGCAGCAGCAGCCUGUUCUGCAACCUCACUUCCCCGGCCGCCCUCCGCCUGAUCAAAACGCCGAACGCGAGCGCACCAAGCACUACCAGUGUCUCUACCCCAUCUACUUCGACUCAUCCCGCUCUCGUGCCGAAGGAAGACGGGUGGGAAAGGAUGCCGCUGUCGCAAACCCUCUGGCCCAGGACAUAGCAAAUGCCUGUUCUCAGUUACCCGUCGCUGGCCAGGUCGUCUUCGAACCUGCAAAGACGCACCCCAAAGACUGGGCCAACCCUGGUCGUGUGCGCGUCCUGAUCAAGCAGGAUGGCAAGCCUGCCGGGAAUGCCUCUAUCAAAAACAAGCAUCAAUUGUACAAACUGGUCGCCGACUAUCUACGAGCACAUCCUACCACCGAGGAGUCACCUAUGCGCAUGAGAAUCGCUGGUCUGCCACCACCGACAAAGCCUAUCCCUCCACCAGCUGCACCAAAGGGUUGGAAGAUGGGCACGAUAUUGCCAUUACACUCUCCCGCUCUAAGCGGUGGAGGCGUUAACGAAAAUUACUUUAAGGAUAUGAUGCAGGAAAUGCAAGGCAUGCAAGGUCAGCCCGGUAUGCCUAGUCUGCCUGCUGGCAUGGAAAGCAUGUUUGGCGGUACCCCCUCUGCACCCGAGCCAGCCCCUCUUUCCAAGAAGAAGGACAAAAAGAAAUCAAGAGCCUAAACGCCUGUCCAGCCAGCCCCCGGAAUGCCCAACCACUUCUCACCAGUCUAAUAUACACAUGAUUCCCGUUGACAUGACGCUUGAGUAAUCAUUUACGACGUCUUGAUGACCUUGGGUGUAGCGGUGGGCAGUUCGGUCUUGAAGACCC
This is a messenger RNA of Aureobasidium subglaciale EXF-2481, 1282 nucleotides long. RefSeq lists its product as uncharacterized. Gene Ontology annotation, cellular component: signal recognition particle, endoplasmic reticulum targeting. The coding region runs from base 280 to 1134 and encodes 284 amino acids. NCBI's taxonomy places the organism in Eukaryota, Fungi, Ascomycota, Dothideomycetes, Dothideales, Saccotheciaceae. The transcript has 2 exons. Gene Ontology annotation, biological process: SRP-dependent cotranslational protein targeting to membrane; SRP-dependent cotranslational protein targeting to membrane, signal sequence recognition. Gene Ontology annotation, molecular function: 7S RNA binding. The record is from RefSeq and is a predicted model, not a curated record.